Molecule: messenger RNA, 5928 nt
Organism: Spirodela intermedia
Lineage: Eukaryota; Viridiplantae; Streptophyta; Magnoliopsida; Alismatales; Araceae
Source: the annotation of a GenBank genome assembly
AUGGAGAGCGGCGGCUCGGGGAGUGCUCAGCUCGACGGCGCCGCCAGUUGUGGUGAGGACCAAGACGACGACCUCCUCUUCGCGUCACAGCAGCAGCCGCAGAACCGACAGCAGCAGCAAAACGGCAGCCAAGCCAAGAAGAAGCGCUACCACCGUCACACCGCCCACCAGAUUCAAGAAAUGGAAGCGUGAGCGACCCCCAAACUAUUACCGAAAACUUCAAGAAUAAUUCGGUGUACACAUACAUUAGCUUUAAAUGUACGUGGUUUCGUAUUUUGAUGUCUGCAGGAUGUUCAAGGAGUGCCCACACCCGGACGACAAGCAGCGGCUGAAGCUCAGCCAGGAGCUGGGCCUGAAACCACGGCAGGUCAAGUUCUGGUUCCAGAACCGCCGCACCCAGAUGAAGGUUAGGGUUUCGACAAUCCCCUUUAAUACAUCCCUCUCUCUCUCUCUCCCUCAAUUCCCAAUCUGCUUCGGUAACGCUCGAUGCGUUCGGAAGAUCCUCCUACCUGCUAAUUAAUGCUGCGAGGGGAGCGAAAGGUAGAAAAUGGAAAGGAGAGAGUAGCAAACGAGUUUUUUGGAGGGCUGGGGGUCUUCGCACGUGCUUCAUCGCAUGAUUCCGAAGCGUUGGCACGCUUGCGUACCACCUCUUUUUGGUUCUUUCCCUAUUCUCUUCCUCCGUUUCCAUGGCGACGAUAAUAACAAUAGAAGGAGAUGGUGCAGGCGCAGCAGGACCGGGCCGACAACGUAAUGCUUCGGGCGGACAACGAGAGCCUGAAGAGCGAGAACUACCGCCUCCAGGCCGCCAUGCGCAACGUCAUCUGCCCCAGCUGCGGCGGCCCCGCCGUUUUUGGCGAGGUCUCCUUUGACGAGCAGCAUCUCCGCCUCGAGAACGCCCGCCUCAAAGACGAGGUAAAGAAGGGAAACCUACAAGUUCUUCAUUCCGGGGGUUCGCACGUGAGAGGGAUCUCGACACGGGUGAGACACCUCUUCUGGGCAAAGCGCGUGAAUUGAUUGCUCUCCGUGCAUGCACAGACACGUGCGUGCUCUUCUCCUCCUCGACCCUUCUGCAUGUGGAGGGAGUUGGCGUGCAGAGAGAGAGAGGGAGAGAGCACAGUGGCCUCUCCGUCCAUUUCGCUAUGAUUUGUAGUGGCUAUACGCCCUAAUCCAAUAGAAGGGAGAGAGAGAGAGAGAGAGAGCGAGAGCGAGAGAUCUACUCUCAUCUCUCGUAGGAGGUUCCACAUCUUCUGCGGUUUCAUGGCUUUAUCCAUGAAACAUAGAGACCCAGCUGACGAGUUUCAUCUGUGUUACCAGCUGGAGAGGUUGUCGUGCAUCAUAUCGAGGUACGGGCACCGAACCGUGCCGCCACUGGUUGCGGGGACGUUGCCGCCGCCGGGACUGCUGCUGCCGCCGUCGCUUGACCUCGACAUGGGCAUCUACGCCCGCCACUUCAGCGAGCAGACGGUUAUGAACCCCUGCGCCGACGUCAUGACCACCCUCUCCUCCCGCGCUCCCGGUUUUGCGGCGGCAGGGAUGACGGAAGCUGGUCAGCAGGUUGACUUCCAGAGCGAGUUAUUCAUCAUGGACCAAGACAAGACCCUCGCUCUGGACCUAGCCAUGACGGCGGCAGAGCAUCUGGGGAGGUUGUGCCGCAAGAACGAGCCGCUGUGGAUCAGAGGAGCCGCGGGUGGCGGUGGUUGCGGCGGCUACGAUGUGUUGGACCUGGACGAGUAUCAUAGGGCGUUCCAGUGGCCAGUUGACCUAAAGCAGGGGCAAGGGGGCAUCGAAUUCAGAAUCGAGGCGACGAGGGAGAGUGCUCUCGUCAUCAUGAACAGCAUUACACUGGUCAACUCCUUCAUGGAUGUCGUAAGUAUCUAUCAUAAAGUCGCCAUACGUUAGUCGACCAUUUUAUCGACCAUUUUAUCCCUGUUGAAUUCUAAUCCUCAGAAAUGCCAAUAGAGGGUAGUAUAGCCUCGUCUCUACGUUUUAGUCCGGAUUUCUCUUUUUAACUCUCUCUCUCUCUCUCUCUCUCUCUCUCUCUCUGGUUAUACGUCCAGAACAAAUGGGUAGAGAUGUUCCCUUCUAUCGUCUCGAGCGCCAAGACCAUCCAAGUGCUUUCCUCUGGUAUCUCAGGCCACGGGAAUGGCUCUCUUCAUCUGGUAAUCCUCAUUUUAAGUUGACUAAUUUCGUAAUUCCUAUGAAAUUUCCAUAGAUUCGGAACGUUCCACUGGCCUUUGCGCCCACUCACACGCUCUCUCUCUCUCUCUCGAUGCAGAUGUACGGCGAGUUCCAGUUUCUCUCUCCUUUGGUACCCAUGAGAGAGGCUUACUUCUUCAGGUAUUGCCAGCAGAAUGCCGAGGAGGGGACCUGGGUAGUGGUGGAUUUCCCAGUUGAUGGCUUCAAUGAUGGGCUCCAAGUUCCUUUCACUAGAUACAGAAGGCGUCAUUCAGGCUGCGUUAUUCAGGAUAUGCCGAAUGGGUACUCCAAGGUGAGCCCCAUUUGCAUGCUUUCCAAUAAAGAUUUGAGAAUCUUAUGACUGGUGGGUUCUCUAGAACGUUGAACGGUAUUUUUCUAUUUAAUUUUUAAUAUUAAAUUAUACGGCUGUUACAUGUGUUUUUCUGUGAAUUACUGUGAUUUCUCCUUUAAUAUGUUUCUCUGUUUCCGUUUCGGUUCUCUGUGUCAAAGCUUUGGGUGAGCUUGAAAAACUUAGGAAGAUUUAGCCGGACAUGGGAUCAAAAUAUUUAGUUGAAGCAUACUGGAAAAAAAUGUAAAAAAUAAGGAAUUAAGAAUAAAAAUGUAAGAAAUUAUUCGUAGAAAUAUUAUUAUAUUAACUUUUGGUUGUAAGAAGUUCCCAUUUCACCUAAUACAUUUUUUUUUUUACAAUUAUCAUUUUUUGUAUAAUUACAAUAUGCAUGUUCUUGACGUUUCCUUAUAGAUUUUGUCGCUCGAAAAUUGAGGGAUUACACUAGAUCAAAGAAACAUUCCACAGUUUAGUGCGCGCGCGCCAUCUUUUUGCCUGAUUUGAUCGAAAAUAUAGGGAAGAUCGCCUGAAAUGGAUGACAUCUGUACUUUCGUUUGGAAUCAGAUCGCCUGAAAGGGAAGACGGUUGCUAUCUGUCUCUACUUAUUGCUCAUGGUUAAUGAGACUACAUACGCCAUCUUCAUGCGCGGUCCACACUGCAUAAGACAGCUCUGAGUCUAAAUAAGAGCAACCGUCUUCAUUCAGGUGACGUGGGUGGAAUUCGCCGAGGUUGAAGACAAGCCCGUGCAUCAGAUAUUCAAUCAACUCGUCAGCAGCGGCAUGGCCUUCAGCGCGCAACGAUGGUUGGCGGUCCUUCAACGCCAGUGCGAGCGUCUUGCCAGCCUCAUGGCGAGAAACAUUUCCGAUCUUGGAGGUACUUAACAUCGAUGAACCUUAAUCUAUAUCUAAAUAAAACUUUAGGAAUAGUCUCACAAUCAUUUGACCGAGUGUUUGGGACUUCUUCCACGCAUUGUCGGUUGAAUCGGCCCUCGAUACACGGACUAUUAUGAUACAGAACCACAAUCUACUUUGAAAUUCGCGUUUAUCUCGACCCCUCGCGAACGAUUUUUUUUCAUACGUUCGGUUUAUUUAUAUAAUUUUGAGCGGAGAAGCCCUAGGUAUUUAACCAGCGUCUAGUAUUUUCCCUUCGAGAAUGGAACUGACUCUUCAUGAUGUUUCAUGCUGCCGUGAAAACGAUCUACUGAGAAACCCUUGUUUAUGGUGGCAUUGCCCAGAUUUCCGGCCGACUCCCCGCGUUUUUGUGUCCUGUUAUUGUUAUGAUACCGGGGCCAUGGACGGAUGAUCUUGAGAGAAACCCGUGUUUAUCAUAACCUACUCUUAUUGUUUUCUAGAGUAAACAAUCGUUUAUUUCCGAAUGAUCUUGGAGGUACGUCCCCGCUUCUCCACCACGUCCAGGUGGUUUAUCAAGCAUGGGAACACAGUAAUAGAGCCACUCUUGUGACGAUAGUGCAUGUUCUUCGCUGUUUUCUCAUAUAUUCCGUCUCUUUUCCACUCAACAUGUUGAGGAGACCAUAACCAGGUCAUUCCUGCCACCAUAUUCCACUCUGCGGAAGAAUAGUUAAUCCAGAAAUCCGCUCCUGAGAAGAAUCUGCCAUUCCUGUUUUGAUAUUGCAUUUGUAGAAGAAUCUAGUGAGAAGCACGUGCUUGUUACAACCUUUAUCCACCAUUUCUGAUACGUUGGAAUGGUUAUUGCCCCAGUGAUCCCCUCGCCAGAGGCCCGGAGGAACAUGAUGAAGCUCUCCCAGAGGAUGGUCAGGACCUUCUGCAGUAACAUCAGCUCCUCGGCUGCACCGUCAUGGACGGCACUCUCAGAUUCGUCCGGAGACACGGUUAGGGUUACGACCAGGAAGAACAUGGAACCCGGCCAACCCAACGGCGUCAUUCUCUGUGCAGUAUCCACAACGUGGCUGCCCUACUCCGCCGACCAGGUGUUCGAGCUUCUGACGGAUGAGAAGAGGAGAUCCCAGGUUCGGCCGCAGCACUUGGCCCUCAUUUCUAUCAGAGUGUUUAUUGAUAUUUCUGAGAAGUCGAUCCCGCUGAGGCUGAUGUUGAUCUCCGGCGUUGAAUGUGCUCCAGCUGGACGUGCUCUCCGGGGGGAACUCGCUGCAGGAGGUGGCUCACAUCGCCAAUGGAUCCCACCAGCGGAACUGCGUCUCUCUUCUCCGCAUCAACGUAAGAACAGUUAGAUUUCUCGACUCCUCUUAUUAUUCUUCUCUCUUCUGUCUCUAUUUUGGCUCCUCAAGUUUUAUCGUAAGCUCAAGAAGGGCUUCAGAUGAUGCUCAAUUAGUCUAUCUUCUCCCAAUUCAGCCCAGCUCUUCCUCUCCGAACUCAUUCCCCCUCCUCGUCUCUGGGAAAGAAUAGGAAGACUUGCAUUCAAUCUCGCGAAGAGCCUAAUCCGAUGUUUUUUGGGUCUAUUUUCUCCCAGUCUAACGUCUCUCGUCGAUCCCUAAACAUCUCUUUCGUCCUCUCUGUCUCUCUCUUUAAAGAAGAGGGUUUAUUCCACAAGACGCUCGAGACAGGCAUAAUCUGAUGCUUUUUCUAGUCCACUUACCCCCAAUUAAGCACCAUUUCUCCCAAUUCAGCGUAGCACACCCGAUAAGCUAGCGGCGUGUUCUUUAGCGCUGUUUUAAGUCCGUUUUCUCACAAUCCAACCAGGAUAUGUAGGUCUUUUAGGUUUUCGGAAGAGUUCAUCAGUCUCCCUUCUUUCUGUGUGGGGUAGCUGGACAGCUAGGGUGGUGGGCGGGAGGGCUUGCGAGGUGGGGGUUCCUUGGUCGUCUGAAUUGACAGCAACAGUAAAUAAGCCUCAGAAGGGUUGCCGAGGGGUCUUCAAGUUUGUCUGCGCAGUUCAUCUGUCAGAAAUCUCACCCUCUUUCUUGCUGCACUGUUGUUGGUCUUCGAUUUAUUCUCUCUCUCUCUCUCUCUCUCUCUCCCAUUCUCUCUGUGGGUGGUGCAGGAUCUAACGUGGGUUUAAUGCAGGCUUCUAGCAACUCGUCCCAGAACGUGGAGCUGAUGCUGCAGGAGAGCAGCACCCACCCGACCGCCGGCAGCCUCGUCGUCUGCGCCAACGUGGACGUGAACGGGAUCCAGCUGGCGAUGAGCGGCGAUGACCCCUCGUGCAUUCCGCUCCUCCCCAUGGGCUUCGUCGUCCUCCCCGCUACGGCGAUCCCCGAGGACGCCACUGCCGGUGGGGCCGGCGCCGGCGGCUGCCUCCUCACCGUGGGCCUCCAGAUCAUCGCCAGCGCGAUACCCUCUGCCAAGCUCAACCUCUCCAGCGUCAAUGCCAUCAACAACCACCUCUGCAACGCCGUCCACCAGAUCAGCACCGCCCUCGCCGGCGGCGCAGGGGCCGACCAGGCGGCGCCGCCGCCCUUCCCGGAGGUCAAGUGA